Molecule: messenger RNA, 1883 nt
Organism: Megalops cyprinoides (Indo-Pacific tarpon)
Lineage: Eukaryota; Metazoa; Chordata; Actinopteri; Elopiformes; Megalopidae
Gene: neflb
Product: neurofilament, light polypeptide b
Exons: 4
Coding region: 54-1883 (609 amino acids)
Biological process (GO): neurofilament bundle assembly
Cellular component (GO): axon; intermediate filament; postsynaptic intermediate filament cytoskeleton
Molecular function (GO): structural constituent of postsynaptic intermediate filament cytoskeleton
Source: RefSeq, a predicted model, not a curated record
UGCAGCGAAAAGGCAGAGAUAGAGGAUAGCCAGGCACCUCGUCCCCAGGAGCCAUGACUUCCAUCAGCUACGACCCGUACUUCUCCUCAUACAAGAGGCGCUAUGUGGAGAGCAGCCCCCGGGUGGUUCUGCGUAGCGGGGGAGGGAUCGGGUCCCGGAUGGUCUACUCCAGCCACUCCGCCCCCCUGUCCUCUGCCCGUCUGCACUACCCCGCGUACAGCCGCACCUUCGCCGCCAUGUCCUCCCCGCUGGCCUCUGCCGCCGCCGCCGAGCUGGACCUGAGCCAGGCAGCGCAGGUCAGCUCCGAGUUCAAGGCGGUGCGCACGCAGGAGAAGGCCCAGCUGCAGGAUCUGAACGACCGCUUCGCCAGCUUCAUCGAGCGCGUGCACGAGCUGGAGCAGCAGAACAAGGUGCUGGAGGCCGAGCUGCUGGUGCUGCGGCAGAAGCACGGCGAGCCGUCCCGGCUGAAGAUGCUGUACGAGCAGGAGCUCCGGGAGCUGCGCAUGGCCGUGGAGGAGGCCCGGGGGGAGAGGCAGGCCGCCCAGACCCACAGGGACCGGCUGGAGGACGCCCUGCAGGGCCUGCAGGGCCGCUACGAGCAGGAGGUGCUGAGCCGCGAGGAGGCGGAGGGCCGGCUGAUGGAGGCCCGCAAGGGGGCGGACGAGGCGGCGCUGGCCCGGGCGGAGGUGGAGAAGAAGGUGGAGACGCUGCUGGACGAGCUGGCCUUCCUGAAGAGGAUCCAUGAGGGCGAGAUCUCCGAGCUGCAGGCGCAGGUGCAGUACAGCGCCCAGGUGUCCGUGGAGAUGGAGGUGGCCAAGCCCGACCUCUCCGCCGCCCUGCGCGACAUCCGCACGCAGUACGAGAAACUGGCGCAGCGCAACAUGCAGGCGGCUGAGGACUGGUUCCGCACCAAGGUGACCGUGAUGACGGAGAGCGCCGCCCGGCACACUGACAGCAUGCGCAACGCCAAGGACGAGGCUGGCGAGUACCGGCGCCUCAUCAAAGCCCGAAACCUGGAGAUCGAGGCCUGCAAGGGCAUAAACCAGUCGCUGGAGAAGCAGCUGCAGGAAAUCGAAGACAAACAGAGUGAUGAGAUCGCUGCCAUGCAGGAGGCAAUCAGCCAGCUGGAGAAUGAGCUGAGAGCCACCAAGAAUGAAAUGGCCCGCUAUCUGAAAGAGUAUCAGGAUCUUCUCAAUGUUAAAAUGGCCUUGGACAUUGAGAUUGCUGCUUACAGGAAGUUGCUGGAAGGAGAGGAGACCCGCUUCAGCGUGGGAGGGCUGGGGGCCGUGUCCAGCAUGUUCUCCCACGGCGUCUCGGCUGCCCCUUCCUUCGGACGCUCCGUGUUCUCCCUGCAGUCCAGCGUGAGCUCUGGCGCCCCCUACCUGCUGAGCUCCCGCCUGCUCAGCUCCUCCUUCUCCUCGGCGGAUGAGAUCAUCGCUGCCAGCCAAGCGCAGCAGGCUGAGGCCCGCCCACUGAAGGAGGAGGCAGAGGAAGAGGAGGGAGAGGAGGAGAAGGAAGAGGAGGAGAAGGGAGAGGAGGAGGAGGAACAGGAGGGAGAAGAGGGUGGAGAGGGAGAAGACGAGGAGGGAGAAGGAGGUGAGGAGGAAGAGGCAAAGGAUGAAGAAGAAAAAGAAGAAGGAGGAGAAGAAGAAGGACAAGAGGAGGAAGGGGAAGAGGGAGGAGAAGGGAAGGAGCAGGCAGAGGCUGAGGCUGAAGCAGGAGAUAAAGAUGAGGAAAAAAAAGAUGAGGAUGAAGGAAAAGAUAAGGAUGAAGGGAAAGAUGAGGAUGAAGGAAAAGAUGAGGAUGAGGAAAAGAAAGGAGAAGAAGAGGUGGCUGAGGAUAAGGAAGAAAAAGAAAAGCCAAAGGAGAAAAAGAAGGAGUAA